Molecule: messenger RNA, 2604 nt
Organism: Mus musculus (house mouse)
Lineage: Eukaryota; Metazoa; Chordata; Mammalia; Rodentia; Muridae
Gene: Eif1ad
Product: eukaryotic translation initiation factor 1A domain containing
Exons: 6
Coding region: 659-1171 (170 amino acids)
Biological process (GO): translational initiation
Cellular component (GO): nucleoplasm; nucleus
Molecular function (GO): translation initiation factor activity; RNA binding
Source: RefSeq, a predicted model, not a curated record
CUUUGGUCCCUCGCUGUCGAGGCGCGUCGUGGACGAGCUACUGUCGCCGUCAACCUGGAAAGCGGAGCGUGCUGGUGUGGCGCCGAGCGGAUGUCCCCCAUGGGUGGUGUUGUGAGUGCCCUCGGAAGCCAGAAGAGGGCGGUGGAUGCCCUUGAAUUGGAGUUAAAGGUGGUUGUGAACCAUCUGAUGUGGGUGCUGGCUCAUAGGACAUCUCCCUGGCCCUUGAAGGUCCUGCUUGUUUGUUUUUGGUUUACGGUCUCCCUAUGUAGACUAGGUUGGCCCAGGACUCAACAAAUUUCUGCCUACCUCUCCCUCCCAAGUGCUAAGAAUAAAGAUAUACACCAGCACCUGGCUAAGUCUGUGAUUUGUCUUUCAAUGAUUUCAUUCAUGUUUUAUGUGUAUUAGUGUUUUUACCUGCAUGUGUGUCUCAAAAGAGGGCGUUGAAUCCCCUGUGGCUGGAAACCAUACCUGGUUCUCUGCCAGAGCAGCAAGUCCUGCUGUCCCCUAAAGUGCAUGUUUUUAACAGGGCGAGGUGGCACUUUUUCGUAUAAGGCUGCUUCUCUUGAAAGCAGUCCUGGCUUCUAAGGCUGGCAUCCAAAUAAUUCUGGAAGAAGAACUGACAGUCUGUGCACCCUAACAACCCUGGACAGAAACCAGCAUGUCUCAGGCCAGCAAGAGGAAGCAUGUGGUGCAGGAGGUGCUGGGGGAGCACAUGGUGCCUUCUGACCACCAGCAAAUAGUGAAAGUCCUCAGGACUCCUGGGAACAAUCUGCAUGAGGUGGAAACAGCACAGGGGCAGCGCUUCCUGGUGAGCAUGCCCUCCAAAUACCGCAAGAACAUCUGGAUCAAGAGAGGGGAUUUCCUCAUUGUUGACCCUAUUGAAGAAGGAGAAAAAGUGAAGGCUGAGAUCUCUUUUGUGCUCUGCAAGAACCAUGUCCGCUCUCUACAGAAGGAGGGUCACUGGCCUGAGGCCUUCUCUGAGGUAGCUGAGAAACAGAACAAUAUGAACAGAGAGAGUCAACCAGAACUCCCUGCUGAGCCACAGCUGUCAGGAGAAGGGUCAAGUUCUGAAGAUGAUUCUGACCUCUUUGUCAACACCAAUCACAGACAGUAUCAUGAGAGUGAGGAGGAGAGUGAAGAAGACGAGGAGGAGGAGGAGGAGGCAGCCUGAGCCCCAGGACCCACUUCUCUAUUUGCUCAGGGACUACCCCUUGGCUUUUCUGGGCUUGGACAUCCCCAGGGUGCCCUGCAGAUCUUUUCCUUUGGAUGAGGACAAAGAUGGCCCCUUUCUGAACUGACCUAAAAGAAUUAAACCCCUGGUGGGUGAUGACUUACACUGGUGUCUGAGUGGCUCUCUGUGGAGGGAAGCUCAUGGUGAAGUCUCUUCGGUGGUGGAAGCCUUGGUCACGUAUGAGGAGAAUGGAAAGGAAAUGGUUUGGCCUAACUCUGCUGCAUGUGUCUGGUUCACAGUACCUCUCUGUACACUUUAUGCCUCGCUCUACACUGUGCCUUACUGGGUCUUCUUCAUACCUGCUUUCGUUUAGUCGUGAUUCCAAUAGUUAAGCUUGUUGCCUAGGACCUAGUACUCACUUGCCUCUUAAGCACAGCUGAGGACAAACCUCUUGGUGCCUUGUUGUCCCUUAUUGCAACAGUGCAUACUACCUGCUGCCAUACAAACAACACCCAUGCACCCUGUCUCUCUUCACCUUAGGCACCUGUCAUUUCCAGAAUGUGUCUGUGGUCAGGAUAACCUCCUUACCGUCUCAUGUUUUUUUAAUUUUUCCAAUUUCCUCAGGGUAUAAAUUUCCUGUAAUCUUGAGAUGGUCUGUAACGUAGGUUUGCUUGGGAAUCACUGUAUAGCCUAGGCUGACCAACUCAAUGGCUGUCCUGCCCACAGGCAUGAACCUGUGGGGCUCCUAACCUUUUAUUAGAGGCUAUUGCAACGCCCUUACCCCUUGUACCUCAGCAUCAAAAGGCUGAUCGUGGCAACUCAGACCUCUGCUCAUGACUGCCUCCAUUCAUUUACUCACUCUCAUUGCCUUAGUUCACAGAUCCUUCAGUAGCCCAGGUACUCACUAAACUUCGAGCUUCUGUGAACUGUGUCUGUCCUCGCUUGUUGGAAGGCUUUUGCUUCUGGCUAUACACUGCUAGCAUUAACCCAGCCCCUGCUGAAUACCAUUGAAAUUGACCUCUCAGCUCAGUAUUGCCCCUGCUGGUCAUUUGCUCCAUCCCACAGUGGAACUCUUCAACCCUGUUGCCCACUCCUAAUGUGUGUGUGUGUGUGUGUGUGUGUGUGUGUGUGUGUGUGUUUUCCGUGUGCACUUGUACUAAUGGAACUUCUACUUUGGAGCCUUUCUGAGGGAUUUUGUUUUUCUGUUGUGGGUAGUUGGUUGAGUGUGGAGGCAUGUAUUAGCUUCAUAUGCUAUAUAGAAUCUCUUAUUUUUGAACAAAUCUUAUGAUCAUACCCUCUCUGGCUUUCAUUUAUGUCCGUCAUGUUUGCUUUUUGUGAUAGUAAAUGUAUACUUGGGUAUACACAUGUAUAAAAUACAGAUGUAUAUACAUGGAAAAAUAAACUAGAUGGGUUAAAGAUGAACCUAUCUUUAA